Molecule: messenger RNA, 180 nt
Organism: Peronospora matthiolae
Lineage: Eukaryota; Oomycota; Peronosporomycetes; Peronosporales; Peronosporaceae
Source: the annotation of a GenBank genome assembly
AUGAAGAGCGAGGACGCGGCCACGCGCGCAGCCAAGCGCAAGCGCAAUACCUCGGGCGGCCGCAAGCUGCUGCGCGGGGACGCCACGCGCUGGCAGCUGUUCGAGCUCUCGCUGCCGUACACGACGCGCCUCAAGAGCGCGCCGCUUUUACACCUGCGCGCCCCGCUCAAGUCUAUCUAA